Molecule: messenger RNA, 561 nt
Organism: Paracoccidioides lutzii Pb01
Exons: 6
Coding region: 1-561 (186 amino acids)
Source: RefSeq, a predicted model, not a curated record
AUGACCGUAACCUAUUCCGGGGAUCGAAUGGCUCAAAAGCCCCAAUCUUCCUCAGCCUUUGUCCUGGCCAGGGCUUUCCCGGGCGCUUAUUCACCUGCGACUAACGCCCAGCACGCAUCACCGUUCCAUUCUACUCCAAAUGGGCCGGAUGCUACAUCGCCUCACGACAAGCAAAGGAAUUUCCAACGUCGAAACCCAUUAGUUAGAACUGAAAAUGCCGAAUUGUCAUCAACCCUUGAGGAAUGGUUCUCUCCCAUUAAGACUUCGCAUCCAUGGAUGCUGACUCGGGACCUGUGUCGUUCCCGUAAGCCUAAACCAGCCCCCAGAUCAGAACAAAAUAUUUCUCAAGUCGCAGGCGGUGAGGUUGCGAAAUACCAGAAAAUUUCGAGAGUUUCUUGCCAUCCUGAUCCCAGUCGUCAAAUCACCGCCACGAACCCCUUUAAUCCUGUGCCGAUUUGCACGAAAACCUUAUCCCGCGCCGAUUUGCUGGGGUGGGCGGCAACAUAUGGGGCGUUUACCGCACCCUUUUACGAAGGCUUCAAAGAUGGCGUUUCCAAAUAG